AUUUCUCUCCUGGACCAGCUUCUCGUGCAUUUAGAGAGGCGUGAACGAAAUUUGCAUUGUAAUGAUAUGACGAUCUUCCAAGGCAAAUAUGGUAAAGACCUCCCUCCAUUGUGUGACUAAAACUUUGCAGCUCAGCACCGUGCCGAGCACUCAGUCGCGGCAUGCCGGCCUUUACGGCCAUAGCCGACUCAUCCUCGCUUCCCUCGCACUGAUUGCAAUCAGUCCACGCACAUGCAGGGCGAUCUACAUAUAUCACCGCGCCUAUUAUGCCAGCGCUCCAGGCUGGGCGACUGGGCUGCGGCCCUCUUUCCUCAGGCGCGCUGGAUCCACAUUAGCCGGUAUAUCUCGGCUGUGUCUCAGACCGAGCACACUGCGGAAGCGUACAGCCGCCUUGGAAGGUUGGCACAUGUGAUGGUGUAGAGUCUGCUCCGCUAUUGUUAUCGUUAGGGCCUGAACACGCAGCAGACUUGCGCGCGCUUGUCGGUGGAAGCGAA
Molecule: messenger RNA, 494 nt
Organism: Didymella exigua CBS 183.55
Lineage: Eukaryota; Fungi; Ascomycota; Dothideomycetes; Pleosporales; Didymellaceae
Exons: 1
Coding region: 89-412 (107 amino acids)
Source: RefSeq, a predicted model, not a curated record